Nerophis lumbriciformis (worm pipefish) is the source of this 2265-nucleotide messenger RNA. NCBI's taxonomy places the organism in Eukaryota, Metazoa, Chordata, Actinopteri, Syngnathiformes, Syngnathidae. The record is from RefSeq and is a predicted model, not a curated record.
AUGAGGAAGGAUUCGGUGGUGGAUAAUUUCGCAGCUGCAGAGAUGGACCAGUUCUUGUCUGACUUCUGGCCACCCCUGCCUUUGUAUUUGACAGUGGGUGAGAUGGAUAGAGGGGUAACGAAGGUGACAGAGUGGCAGGAGACAAGGUACGGAAUCGACUCGGGCAUCCAGUCUGGAGCCAACACUAUCAGAGAUGAUGACGGCGACUUCACCACCACCAAGCAGUACACCGUGACCACCAGUGUCACAACCGAACCGCCUGACUCCCAGUACGUGUUGACCAGAGGGCAGCGGGUGAGGGCUGCCAUGUUCCCAGAGACGCUGGAGGACAGCACCACAAUCUUGGCUACGACCCAAACAGAUCCGUCCCAGCUGACUAACGUCCAACGACUGGCAGAGCCCUCCCAGAUGCUGAAGGCAGCAAUCGUUCAUCUGAUCAAUUACCAAGAUGAUGCUGAGCUAGCUACACGUGCAGUGCCUGAGCUCACUAAACUGCUCAAUGAUGAAGACCAGGUGGUAGUCAGCAAAGCAGCACAGAUUGUCAACCAAUUAACACGCAAGGAGGCGUCCCGCCAUGCGCUGAUGCAGUCGCCUCAGGUGGUGGCCGCGGUGGUGCGAGCCAUGCAAAACACCAAUGACAUGGAGACGGCCAGAGCCACAGCCAGCAUUCUCCACAACCUCUCCCACAAAAGAGAGGGUCUGCUGUCCAUUUUCAAGUCUGGUGGCAUCCCUGCGCUUGUCCGCAUGCUCAGUUCUCCAAUGGAAUCGGUGCUCUUCUAUGCUAUUACGACCCUCCACAACCUGCUUCUGCACCAGGAAGGGGCCAAAAUGGCAGUGCGUUUGGCUGACGGCCUGCAGAGGAUGGUUCCCCUUCUUAAGAAAAGUAACCCUAAGUUUCUGGCCAUUACUACAGACUGUCUCCAGCUGCUGUCUUAUGGCAAUCAAGAAAGCAAGCUCAUCAUCCUUGCCAAUGGGGGUCCCGAGGGUCUUGUUCACAUCAUGAGGAACUACAGCUAUGAGAAGCUGCUGUGGACUACUAGCCGCGUCCUCAAAGUCCUAUCUGUGUGCCCCAGCAACAAACCUGCCAUUGUAGAGGCUGGUGGGAUGCAGGCUCUGGGUAAACACCUGACUGGCAGCAGCCAACGUCUAAUGCAGAACUGCCUGUGGACACUCAGGAACCUGUCUGAUGCUGCCACCAAGCAGGAGGGAAUGGACGGCCUGCUGCAGGUGUUGGUCAACUUGCUGAGCUCGGAUGACAUAAACAUGCUCACCUGCGCCACCGGGAUCUUGUCUAAUCUCACGUGCAACAACGCCUACAAUAAAACGCUGGUCACCCAGAGCAACGGCAUCGAGGCGCUGAUCCACGCCAUACUGCGCGCCGGUGAAAAAGAGGAUGUGACCGAACCUGCUAUUUGCGCUUUGCGUCACCUGACUUCACGCCACCAGCAGGCUGAGGUGGCACAGAACGCAGUGAGGAGACAUUAUGGCAUUCCGGCCAUUGUCAAGCUUCUCAACCAGCCGUACUACUGGCCAGUUAUUAAGGCUGUGGUGGGCCUGAUCCGUAACUUGGCCUUGUCCCCGGAAAACCAGACCCCGCUGAGGGAUGCGGGCGCCAUCCCCCGUCUGGUCAACCUGUUACUCAAAGCCCACCAGGAUGCCCAGAAACACGGCUCAUCCAACCAGCAGACAUACCAGGAUGGCGUGAGGAUGGAAGAGAUAGUGGAGGGCUGUACAGGAGCCCUGCACAUCCUGGCUAGAGAUCCUGUCAACAGAGCAGAGAUCGCCAACCUCCAGACCAUUCCUCUUUUUGUUCAGCUUCUCUAUUCGCCAGUGGACAACGUGAAGCGCGUGGCAGCAGGUGUUCUGUGUGAGCUGGCUAUAGACAAACAAUCGGCUGAGGCCAUCGAUGGCGAGGGAGCGUCUUCCCCCCUCAUGGAGCUGUUGCACUCUGACAAUGAGGGCAUUGCCACUUAUGCUGCCGCGGUCCUCUUCCGUAUAUCUGAAGAUAAGAGCGCCGAGCACAAGAAGAGAGUUUCCAGGGAGCUGACACACUCCAUGUUCAAGCACGACCCUGCCGCCUGGGAGAUGGCCCACAACAGUGUCACCAUGGAAGCACCUUACCAAGAUGAGAUGGACCCUACUUUCCAAAACUUCGGGGGCUACCCGGGUGACAUGCCAAUGGAUGCCGUGGACGGCACCUUGAUGCAUGACGAUUUUGCUGGCAACAUGGUCUACGACAGACAGCAGCAGUUCGAGCCUUAUUAA